Molecule: messenger RNA, 658 nt
Organism: Phyllotreta striolata
Lineage: Eukaryota; Metazoa; Arthropoda; Insecta; Coleoptera; Chrysomelidae
Source: the annotation of a GenBank genome assembly
AUGUGUGUUUUAGGCUACUGCGCGGGCCGUUAUCGGUGCCCGAAUUGCGGCAGAUCGUACAAAAACAAGGUGAAUUUGGGGCGACACAUGCGCUGGGAGUGCAACAAGUCGCCCGCGUAUUUUUGCCACGCCUGCGACUACAAGACGUGCAGGAAAGACCACCUGAAAGUGCAUCUCAUCUCCAACAGGCAUCUCAAGAACGUCGCCGGGAAAAUUCGAUACCCGUGCUUGCAUUGCGGGAAAUCGUACACGAUGAAAAACAAUCUUAGGCGACACCAGCGCGUCGAGUGCGGCAAGGAAAAGUCUUUGGUGUGCUACGUGUGCGACAGACGGUACUACUACAAACAGGAGCUCGACACGCACGUCAAGCUGAAGCACAACAUAUCGGCGAAAAUCGAGGGCUUCCCCGUGCCCAUGCAUUGGAAAUUCUGAGGAAAUUCCUAUAUAAAAACCGACGGAGUUCAAUGCAAUAAAACUUUACCUAAAUUAGUUUUAGCUAGGUACUUUUAGACGGUACUAAAAGCUCGCUUGUGUAUGUACUAAUAUCCCAAUCAUAAAUAUAUUAUUUAUUAGCUAUAGUAUAUUACUCAAAGACUGAUUUUAAUUGUGCAAGUACCUAUCAUGUUUAAGUUGCGUUUAAAUAGUGCAAAUAUAAAAU